This is a messenger RNA of Phaedon cochleariae (mustard beetle), 3714 nucleotides long. Lineage: Eukaryota; Metazoa; Arthropoda; Insecta; Coleoptera; Chrysomelidae. The record is from the annotation of a GenBank genome assembly.
AUGGAUUUCUUAAAUAAUUUCCUCGAAGAGUAUGAAACGUCCCUCCCAGAGUACCUGAAGAAACUCUUGAUGUACAAAGGAUUUGAUAAUAUUUUUUCUAUUUCAAAGUUGAAAUAUGAGCACAUUCAAGAAUUAGAAAGAUUUGGAAGGGACGAUUUGAAAGACUUGCUUACUAAUGCAGAAAUUAAAUCUUUUUAUGGUAUUUAUUACGAAAAUAUUGCAAAGUGGAGCAUUCCUGAAGGACACAAAGAGAUUCUGAUCUAUUUACAAGAACAGUGUGCUGAAAAAGUGAGAGAGAAUCAACUGAAGAAAGAACAAAAAAGGAAGGUUGAAAAUCAAGAAAAAACAUCAAAAGACUCUGCUAAAGAUCCAGAUAAUCAGAUACCGAAUAAAAGAAUUCACUUGGAGAAAAAAACGAUAGCGGUAGCAGGAAAUCAUCGACAGAAAGAGACUUGCGGCGAAGAGAAAACUAAUGAACAAAUAGAAGCAGAGAGUCAUGUUAGAAAAUUAUCACAGGCCUAUUUGACAAAAUUUUGUGAAGGAACAGUGAUGGAUAAAAUAAAAAAAAAGGAUAUUCUAGAUAAAAUUCCUGGGAUAGAAGUGCAUGUUGAUAUGGAAAAUUAUUUCGCUCAAGUAAAAUGUUGCCUAUGUGAUUUCAGAGGACGAUGUUAUUCAGUUAAAAAUACCGGUAUUGGAAGGAAAUGGGUACUUUCCAAUGUGAAUAAACAUUUUCGUACCCAUUUCAAAGAUCCUCCUCCGAGUUCUGCUCAUAAGAAAAGUGAUUUAUGUUCACAAAAAAAUCGCGCGUCAUCUAAUACAAGUAUUAUGAAUUACCUUGUAUUACCUUCUUCUCAAAUGGAAUCAAAUGAUGUCAUGGAUAUUAUUGAGUGUAGUUCGGAAUCAACCAUGUAUGAGCAAGAGCGAAAUACCCAUUCAACUACAACUGACAGCGUACAACAUUAUUCAACCCUUCCACCAUCAACGAAUGAACUCAACAUUCAGUAUAACUCUCAUCCAAACAACGAACAAUAUACAACCGUUAAUUCCGAUGUCGAAAACCUGGGCAUAAACCCGCCCUUCUCCCAGACUUUCUCUUAUUCAUCUGAAAUCACUGAUAGAGAUAAUUAUCAUGGAAUUCUCCAACCUAUAGCUAAUCCGAUAAAUAAUUCUGUGACAGAAGUUAAUGACACAUUUUUUGGAAUCCGCAGAAUCGAAAAUGAGGCGUUCUGUUCUGCGGAUCCAAGCACACGAAAGCCUCUACAUUCCAUUUCCAGUAUAAGUCAAGAAGUCGAUAAAAAACAUUCUCGUAACCAGAGAAAAAUAAGCAGUUUUAAUGUAGCUAGUUACUGUGAUCAGACAAAAAUAACGGAUUAUUUCGUCAAAAAACUGGCAGAAGUAAUUGAUGCUAAUCCAAAUCUGAAUUCACGAAUAUUGGACUAUAUGAAUGAAACCAGAAUAGAUGAAAGAAAUAUUUCGAAAAACACCGAUGUGACCAGCUCAACUGAAUUGCCAAAUUUUUUAGUUUUUUUGAAAGAUGCAGCCGAUCUAAAUUCGAACAAAAGGUCUAAAGGAAAUAGAUAUGAGAGUAAAUUGAAGUUAUUCAGUUUGUAUAUAUUCAUAGUUGGUGGUAGAUUGUUGUAUGAAACUUUGUAUAACAAUUUGAAGAAAUCUUUACCAUCUAUAACUACACUACACAGAUAUUUAGAUACACAUCAGGCAGAUAUGAAUAUAGAAGAAGGAAUAGUUAGAGUUGAGAAGUUAAAAGAAUAUCUACUCAAAAGAAAAUGCCCAUUGAAAGUUUUCAUAUCUGAGGAUCAAACAGCUCUGAUAAAAGGUGUUCGAUAUGAUUCAACAACAAAUAGAUUAAUCGGUUUUGUGUCUCCUCUUUGUGAAAAUACCGGGUUUCCCAAAUGUGACAAAUUCUAUGUUCAUUCUGCGAGAGACAUAGAAAAAGCUUUUUCUGAGGAAAAUUUAGUGGCUAACGCAUAUGUCUUCAUGGCACAGCCAAUGGUUGACGGAAUACCUGCCUUCACUCUUGCUACUUUUGGAAGUGACAAUAAAUUUACAAGCCGGAAUGUCCUACAGAGAUGGCAGUUCAUUGAAGAAUUAUGCCAUGAAUACAACAUCGAAAUAGUGGGGUUUUCUAGUGAUGGCGACUCUAGAUGUUUGAAGUCAAUGAAAAUUCGGACAAAACUUCCCUCAGCGAAAGAGAUCUCAGAAGAGAACCCAUAUAGCCCAUAUUUUCAGAUGGCCUAUGGAGUAAAAGGACCUGUUUUAAUCCAAGAUACUGUACAUAUCGGAACAAAAUUGAAAACGAAGUUUUUGAAGCCGAACAACAGGAUGGCUAUGGGAUCCACAUUUGUUUCUUCAGAGCAUAUCAGGAUACUCAUACAAAAAUAUUCAAAAGACAAACAUCUUUUGAGCGAUAGCUAUUUGAAUGAUGGAACAUUUAAGUUUCCUCGAGAGGAAAAUUCAAAGCUUGGUAAAAUCUCUUCAAAUGGAUCUUCAACCUGUGAGGAUGUAAUAAAAUCAAUAACCAAUGAAGAAAUUUUAGAGUGUUUGAAGGAAGCGCAUUCUCAGGCGGAAAAGGACGCUGACAGCUUAGGUGUAAUUUUGAAAGAGCAUUCGAGAGGAACAAGCUUGGACGUGCAAAUUACCAAUGUUGAAGAAGAAAGUUAUUCAACAGAAGGAGAAGACAAAAAUGGAACCAUAUCGAUGAAUGGAAUAGAAGAGGAAUUAUCCGAUUCAGAAUACAAUAGAGAUUUGUUAGAUACGCAUGAACUACCUGAAUUCGAAACUUUAGAUCUUAAGGACUUCAGCCAAACAGUUCAUGACCCGAAGAUUGAUUCAUCUUUUCUGAAAGUUAUUCUGAAAAAUGGGAAGGAAUUGGUUGUCAGGAAGUCAAGUUUGUGUUGGUUGUUCUCAAAUAAACAAUCACGUCUUUCAAGUGAUAGAAUUUAUAGGGUCAGAGGAACAGGCUCAUCCACGUCAUCUAAUCCCCUCGCCACUCCCAAAGAUAAAAUGAAACGAAAACAGAAGAAGAAAAUUAUUCCGAAAAAUACAAUAGAUCAAAAACAAUCAAAAAAAUCGCUGAGUACUAAGAAUAUUAAAAAGAGAACCUCGACCAAAACUGAUACUGAUGCUACUGACACCGAGACUGACACCAGUUUCGAUUUUGAAAGCGAAAGCGAAUUCGAAAAUGAAAGUUUCGAAGAAUUGACCGCUGAUCGAGCCGCUGAUGAAACUCGUAGUUCACCCGACAGAGUAGUGUUGACCGAAGAAAAGUAUUAUGCCGUAUACUACGACAAUCAAUUCUACCUUGAUUCAAAAAUUGUCAGCUCAGCUCUCCUCAAGAGGCAAAAGGCAACCAAAUUGGUUGUGGGAUUUUUGGCCCCAGCAUUCAAACAGGAAAUAAUAAAUGACAUUAAACAAAGCAUGUUCACCAUCAUAGUAGAUGAGACCACAGUUGUUAGCAGAGUAAAAUCACUAGUAAUCAUUAUGAGAUCAUCUAAAGCUGAAGAUAUUUUCUCUUCAAUUACAAAUCUACUCAAUGAAAGUGAUGUACCCAUAGAAAAUGUCAUUGGAUUUGCUGAUGAUAAUUCUAGUACAAUGAUGGGAGCUCUAAAAGCUGUGCAAGCAAAAUUCAAGGCAACAUGUCCUGAUAUAUAUGUACAAGGUUGUACCUGUCAUUCACCUUUGCAAAAACAAUUUUGA